Acyrthosiphon pisum (pea aphid) is the source of this 1328-nucleotide messenger RNA. Its product is annotated as protein RTF2 homolog. The record is from RefSeq and is marked provisional. Gene Ontology annotation, cellular component: nucleus. NCBI's taxonomy places the organism in Eukaryota, Metazoa, Arthropoda, Insecta, Hemiptera, Aphididae. Gene Ontology annotation, biological process: mitotic DNA replication termination.
GUAGUUUGUUUAUUUAGAUUAUAAUAGUUACUUAAUACUUUAUUGUUUACUAUAUAGUAGAACUAUAAUAUAAUAUUACAGUUAGAACUUUUAAAGUUUCAUGUUGGGCGUAUAAAUAACCACUGCAAAAGUGUACUUUCCUGUCCCAAGAAGAAUUAUAAUUGUUUGAUAUGGGAUGCGAUGGUGGAACUAUACCCAAGAGGGACGAGCUGGUACGAACCAAAAAGAAACCAGAACAGAAAGAUAAAUCGUCCAUGCAGUUGUACCGUUGGCGUAAUUGUCACUUGACUCAAGGACCACUUCGACCGCCAAUAGUUGCUUGUGGCAUGGGUCUCUUGUACAGUAAAGAGUCUGUUUUACAGCAUUUAAUAAAUAAAACUCCAUUUCCUGAAGCUUCAGCACACAUCAAGGGUUUAAAAGAUAUAAAAGUUUUGAAAUUGACUUCCAAUCCUGCAUUCAACAAAAAAGCUCAAAGUGUUGGAGGAUAUAUUGACGAUAAUUGUUCACCUUACAUAUGCCCUCUUGUUGGUCUUGAAAUGAACGAUAGAUCAAAAUUCUGUUUUUUAUGGAAAUGUGGGUGUGUUGUUUCUGAGAGAGGUCUUAAGCUAGGUGCUGAUAACAAGUGUGUCAAUUGUGUAAAGGAAUAUGACGAUGAUGAUAUAGUUGUGUUGAAUCCAACCGAAGAAGAUAUAACUUUAAUGAAAAUUAAAUUGGCUAGACGCAAAGAUAAGAUAAAGAGUGCAAAAAAUUCUGAGAAAAAUAAAGUCAAACAAGAAGUGGUAAUUAAAGACGAACCAAUUGAAGAAGAAGAUGAAAAACCAAUUGUUCCAUCCAUCAUACCUAUUAAAACUGAAAACAUUGAUAUCAAGAAAGAAAUAAAAAAGGAACAAAUAAAGAAAGAACAGAUAAAAAGACCAAUCACUAGUGCUGCAGGAUCAAGUUCCUCCGUUGGUUCUGGUAAUUGCCGCAAAUUAGAAGAUCCUGUGUAUAAAAAAGCAAAACUUGCACAUAGUAUUUCUAAAGACAAAUCAGCAACCAAUGUUUAUAAGUCAUUAUUUACAAGUCAUGAGGACGACAAAAAUCAAACUCGGGCUCAUUGGAUUACGUACAAUCCAUUCUAUAAUUAAACACGAGAAUUAUAUUAUGUACUUUUAUGACCAUCUAAUUUUUUCCCUUUAAAAAUGUCUACACUCCAUAUUUUCUCUUGAAACAUUUUUUUAAUUUAAUAAUUCAAUUUAUUAACUAAAAAACAAAAUUUAGAGUAAAAUUAUACAUUACCUUGUUCUAUAUAACAUAUUAAAAAAUAAAUAAUAGGUUAUGGAUAAGUA